Molecule: messenger RNA, 1239 nt
Organism: Haliotis rubra (blacklip abalone)
Lineage: Eukaryota; Metazoa; Mollusca; Gastropoda; Lepetellida; Haliotidae
Product: glycine-rich cell wall structural protein-like
Exons: 5
Coding region: 1-1239 (412 amino acids)
Source: RefSeq, a predicted model, not a curated record
AUGGGUGGAUUAGGAGGUGGUGCUAUGGGUGGAUUAGGAGGUGGUGCUAUGGCUGGUAUGAACGGAGGCGCAAUGGGUGGUAUGAACGGAGGUGCAAUGGGUGGAUUAGGAGGUGGUGCUAUAGGUGGUAUGACCGGAGGUGCAAUGGGUGGAUUAGGAGGUGGUGCAAUGGGUGGCAUCGGUGGAAGUGCAAUGGCUGGCAUGGGAGGUAGACCAAUGAGUGGCUUAGGAGGUGCAACAAUGGGUGGCUUUGGAGGGGGUGCAAUGGGUGGCUUUGGAGGGGGUGCAAUGGGUGGCUUUGGAGGGGGUGCAAUGGGUGGCUUGGGAGGAGGUGCAAUGGGUGGCAUGGGCGCUGCUUCUCCAUUUGGCAUGGACUCGGGAUUCCAAAGUGCAGGUGUUGGAUUGGCAUCUGGACUUUCAAACGGUCCUUCAAGUUCGUGGAGCUCCAGUACAAGCGGACUCGGAUCUAGCCAAACCGGAUGGGGAUCUAGUCAAGGCGGAUGGGGAUCUAGUCAAAGCGGAUGGGGAUCUAGUCAAAGCGGGUGGGGAUCCAGCCAGGCCAGUUCAUCUUCCUCAGGAUGGUCACCUGUGUCCAGUUCAAGUUCCACGGGAAGCUCUGGUACAGCUGGAUUUGGUGCAGCAGGAUUUGGUGCCGGUAGAAUCCCUUUCCCAAGCACAGGUUUCGGGGCUCGUCUGCCAUUAACUGGGCUCACGGGCGGCGCUGCUGGUUUGGGAUGGGGAUUCAACCCACUGCAAGGAAUCCAGAAUACUACAAUGACCUGUGCCUUCACCGCUACCGGCUUCACUGGAUCAGUCACGCUGAGGAGAUCAGCGUGGGGGAUGGUGAGAAGGGGUGUGUCAGGGUCCUUGAAUCUCAGGUCAACGACAGCAACUGGAACAUACAACGUCGUCGUGACAGAGAGGUCCCGCACAGAGGCUGGCUGCACCUCUGAUGGUCUUGGUCCAGUCAUUGCCGGGAACCAAAGAUGGAACUUGUGGUCAAUGGGCAUGGGUUCCCAGAACCCCGGCGUCCUUGCUACCGUCACCCUCUCGGCCAACCAGCAGAACAACGUCAACCUUGCCAACCUACCAUUAAACAACCUUGAGCUCUACGGUGGACGUGGCCUGGCGAUUUGUUCAACUUUGACAACAGGUGUUGAUGGCAGGCAAGUUUGUUCCGAUCCUAUCGCUGCCUGUUGUAAGCUGGGUUUCGACAACCAGGAGGCGGUUACUCCUUAA